AUGGGUCUUAGACCUGAUAGCUUCCUUCUUGUUGCAGCUUUAUCCUCUUGUGGGAAUUGCAAGGAUUUGGAUAGAGGGAGGCUUGUUCAUGGAAUGGUGUUGAGGAAUUGUUUGGAUGAAAACCCAGUUGUUGCUAAUGCUCUGAUUGACAUGUAUUGUAGAAAUGGCAUGAUGGGAAUGGCUUCAUUGGUUUUUGAGAAGAUGGGGUUCAAGGAUGUGCUUUCUUGGACUUGUUUGUUUAAUGGGUAUAUAAUGUGUAAAAAUUUGAAUUGUGCUCGUCAAGUGUUUGAUGCCAUGCCUGAAAGAAAUGUGGUUUCUUGGACGGCUAUGAUUGCUGGGUGUGUCAAGGCAGGAGCUCCAAUUCAGGCUUUGGAGCUGCUUAAGCAGAUGGAAGGUGAUGAUGGGGGAGUUCGUCUUUGUGCAGAUUUGAUCGUGGCGGUGCUAUCUGCAUGUGCUGAUGUUGGUGCUCUUGAUUUUGGUCGGUGCAUACAUGGUCGUGUUAAGAAAACGAGCCUGGAGAUGGAUGUCGCGGUGAACAAUGCUAUGAUGGAUAUGUACUCCAAAAGUGGGAGGCUUGAAUUGGCUGUGAGGAUAUUUGAUGAAAUGUUGAACAAGGAUGUGUUUUCAUGGACUACAAUGAUAUCAGGGUAUGCUUGUCAUGGGGAAGGAAACCUUGCUUUGGAGGGGUUUUCUUGCAUGCUGGAAUCAGGGGUUAUCCCAAAUGAGGUAACCUUGUUGUCAGUUUUAUGUGCUUGUCGCCAUGCUGGGUUAGUUGUGGAAGGAAAAGCGUUGUUCAAUAGAAUGAUUCAGUGCCAUUAUUUGAAACCUAAGAUUGAGCAUUAUGGAUGCAUAGUGGAUCUUCUUGGUAGAGCAGGAUUGCUGAAAGAUGCAAAAGAAGUGAUUCAGAUGAUGCCAAUUAGCCCUGAUGCUACUAUAUGGAGAUCAUUACUUACCGCUUGCCUAGUCCAUGGGAAUUUAAGCAUGGCUCAAAUAGCAGGAAAGAAGGUAAUUGAACUUGAACCAAAUGAUGAUGGCGUUUAUAUGCUUCUUUGGAAUAUGUAUUGCGUUGCUAAUAUGUGGAAGGAAGCUUUAGAUAUAAGGAAGUUGAUGAGGGAAAGGAGGGUCAGAAAAAGGCCAGGGUUUAGUUGGGUUAAUGUGAAUGGUGUUGUUCAAGAAUUCCUUGCUGAAGAUACAUUUCUUCAUGUUAGUGCAGAGCUUUGCCACUUGCUAAAAGGAAUCAAGGAGCACUCAGAAAUAUGUCAAUUUUAA
This is a messenger RNA of Abrus precatorius (Indian licorice), 1269 nucleotides long. RefSeq names its product pentatricopeptide repeat-containing protein At2g29760, chloroplastic-like. The record is from RefSeq and is a predicted model, not a curated record. The transcript has a single exon. NCBI's taxonomy places the organism in Eukaryota, Viridiplantae, Streptophyta, Magnoliopsida, Fabales, Fabaceae. Gene Ontology annotation, molecular function: protein binding; RNA binding. Gene Ontology annotation, biological process: RNA modification. The coding region runs from base 1 to 1269 and encodes 422 amino acids.